AUGGAGCUCCGAGUGGGGAACAAGUACCGCCUCGGCCGCAAGAUCGGCAGCGGGUCCUUUGGAGACAUCUAUUUGGGCUCUAAUAUUGUGACUGGGGAGGAAGUGGCUAUAAAACUGGAAUGUGUCAAGACGAAGCACCCACAGCUCCACAUCGAGAGCAAGUUCUACAAGAUGAUGCAAGGCGGAGUGGGAAUCCCGUCCAUAAAGUGGUGCGGGGCUGAAGGGGACUACAACGUGAUGGUCAUGGAUCUGCUGGGGCCCAGUCUGGAGGAUCUCUUCAACUUCUGCUCUCGCAAGUUCAGCCUCAAGACCGUGCUGCUGCUGGCGGAUCAGAUGAUCAGCCGGAUCGAGUACAUCCACUCCAAGAACUUCAUCCAUCGUGACGUGAAGCCGGACAACUUCCUGAUGGGUCUGGGCAAAAGGGGAAACCUGGUCUACAUCAUCGACUUCGGUUUGGCCAAAAAGUACCGGGACGCCCGCACCCACCAGCACAUCCCCUACCGCGAGAACAAGAACCUGACCGGGACCGCACGCUACGCCUCCAUCAACACCCACCUGGGCAUCGAGCAGUCGAGGAGAGAUGAUCUGGAAUCCCUGGGUUAUGUUUUGAUGUACUUCAACUUGGGCUCUCUGCCUUGGCAAGGACUCAAGGCCGCCACCAAGAGGCAGAAAUAUGAACGCAUCAGUGAGAAGAAGAUGUCCACUCCCAUCGAAGUGCUCUGCAAAGGCUUCCCCUACGAUUUCUCCACAUACCUAAACUUCUGCCGCGCCAUGAGAUUUGACGACAAGCCGGACUACUCCUACCUGAGGCUGCUCUUCCGGAACCUCUUCCACCGACAGGGAUUCUCCUACGACUAUGUCUUCGACUGGAACAUGCUUAAGUUUGGGGCCAGCCGGACCACAGAGGACGGGGAGAAGGAGAGGAGAGAGGGGAAGGAGGGAGAGGAGCGACCAGGAGGAGGUCAGAGAGGAGGAGGAGGAGGAGGACGAGCUGUGGCCCCGGGUCCCAACGCUUCAGGGGCCAACAGAGGGAGGAAGGAGGGGGACCCGGCACCUGCGACCCCAGCCAGCCGAGCGGUCCCAGCGUCAGGUAACCGCUCUCCUCAGGCGGGUAGAGCAGAGAGGGCCGAGAGAGAGAGGAAAGUGGCCAUGAGACUUCACCGUGGAGCUCCAGCCAACGUGUCGUCGUCAGACCUCCCCCCACGCCUCGACCAAUCACGGAUCACCUCGUCACAGGUCAGCGUGCCGUUUGAACAUCUAGCUAAAUGA
Molecule: messenger RNA, 1269 nt
Organism: Knipowitschia caucasica
Lineage: Eukaryota; Metazoa; Chordata; Actinopteri; Gobiiformes; Gobiidae
Source: the annotation of a GenBank genome assembly